Oncorhynchus kisutch (coho salmon) is the source of this 4587-nucleotide messenger RNA. Its product is annotated as substance-P receptor-like. Gene Ontology annotation, cellular component: plasma membrane; sperm midpiece. Lineage: Eukaryota; Metazoa; Chordata; Actinopteri; Salmoniformes; Salmonidae. Gene Ontology annotation, molecular function: substance P receptor activity. The record is from RefSeq and is a predicted model, not a curated record. The transcript has 5 exons. Gene Ontology annotation, biological process: G protein-coupled receptor signaling pathway; positive regulation of flagellated sperm motility. The coding region runs from base 368 to 1699 and encodes 443 amino acids.
ACAGCUUCUUUCACGUCCUGUGUCUUUUUGCAGCGGUGGAGAAGAGGUGCUCCUUUGAACGCCAUGUACCAGGGAACACCUACAUUUUUUUUCUUAUCCAAAUUACAUGGUUAAUAAUUGCGGGUUAUUCUAAAUGUUCUCUGUGUGAGCUGCUUUUCAGUGAUCAUUGCAUCAUGUUACCAGUCUAAUUUAGGGGUGCCAAAUUCGUCAGGAUGGCAAUGACGAAGAAAGUUUAAAUUGAAAGACAUCAGCAUUCUCCAAGAUGAUAUCUUACCAUUUAUUCAAUCAGUAACUGGUUGAUUAGUGUACAUUUCAUAGGUGUUGCAUGGACUAAUUAUAUUAUUGUCACCAGCAGAACACCAAAAAAAUGGAUCCCUUGUUCACCACAACUGAUUUAAAAUUGCCAAGCAAUUGGACCAACUCUUCAGGGGUCAAUGGAACUGAUCAGGACUGGAACCAGUUUGUGCAACCCGUUUGGAGAAUUGUGCUAUGGGCAUUCGCCUACAGUUGCAUGGUUACUGUGUCUCUGGUGGGUAACGUCGUAGUAAUUUGGAUCAUUAUGGCGCAUAAACGAAUGCGAACUGUGACCAACUAUUUUCUGUUGAACCUCGCGUUUGCUGAAGCGUCUAUGUCUGCCUUCAACACCGUUAUCAAUUUCAUCUAUUCCGUGCACAACGAGUGGUACUUCGGGCUGAUGUACUGUCGCUUUCACAACUUCUUCCCCGUCGCUGCUGUCUUCGCUAGUAUAUACUCUAUGACUGCGAUAGCGGUGGACAGGUACACUGCCAUCAUCCACCCCCUGCAGCAACGCAUGUCAUCCACAGAGACCAAGGUGAUCGUGGGGGUGAUCUGGGUGCUGGCUCUGCUUCUGGCCUUCCCUCAAUACUACUACUCAGUGACCGAGGAGCUCCCUGGACGAAUCAUCUGUUACAUCGAGUGGCCCGAAUACAGUGGCUGUGACUACAAAAUUCUGUACUACGUAUGUGUGACUGUGCUGAUCUACUUCCUGCCUCUGCUGGUGAUGGGCUGUGCCUACCUGGUGGUGGGCCUCACCCUCUGGGCCAGUAACAUACCUGGAGACUCCUCUGACCGCUACAAGGAGCAGCUCACUGCCAAACGCAAGGUGGUGAAGAUGAUGAUCGUGGUUGUGUGUACGUUUUCUCUCUGCUGGCUGCCCUACCACGUGUACUUCCUGCUCCACCUGUUCUUCCCCCUCCUGUUUGAGACGCUCUACAUCCAACAGGUGUACCUGGCUGUCAUGUGGCUGGCCAUGAGCUCCACCAUGUACAACCCUAUCAUCUACUGCUGUCUCAACGACAGGUUCCGAGCUGGCUUCAAGCAGGCCUUCAGCUGCUGUCCCUGUGUCCCCACCGGCUCCUACGAGGGUCUGGAGCUCAAGUCCACACGUUACCUGCAGACCCAGGCCAGCAUGUACAAGGCCAGCCGCAUGGAGACCAACGUGUCCUCCGUGAUGCAUGUGGCCGACGACCUGGAGCCUCUCAGGUUUGGGGCCCUAUCUGUGGCCGGGUGUGGGUCCGAGGUGCAGGGGGUUAGCGGAGGGGGAGGGGGGUUGUGUGCAGUAGCGGCACCCAGGUGCUCCUCUCUGGACCUGACCUCUAACGGCUCCUCGUCCCGCAGUGUCUCCAAGAAUGUGUCGGAGACCUCCAGCUUCUACUCUAGCAACAACCUGCCUGAGUAGAGAGGGGAAAGGAGAAUCAGGCACCGCUAAACACUCUAUCUCACUAUACCUGCCCAUGGGGGCUGUGUUUGUGUAUGUGUGUGCAUGCAUGCGUGUGCACAUAUAUUCCAUCCAUGUUUGUCUUUGACCAUUUACAUAAUGUCCUUUUUUUUAAAGUUGGGCAUCAAGUCUACCACCUGUGGCUGAGGCUUGGUUGGUUCCCCUUCAGAGGGCAGUGCACUUAUCCAGUGGUCCUUGGUUUACUAAGGCAAUGAGGCAUAUCUAGGGCACACUGCCUGGUACCUGCUAUAGCCCAGAGAGAUACUGUAAGGGCUGGGUUCAUGACUGGGUAACAAGACUGGGUCAAUACGGGACAGGACUGGGUCAAUACAGGAUAAGACUGGGUCAAUACAGGAUAAGACUGGGUCAAUACAGGAUAAGAUUGGGUCAAUACAGGAUAAGAUUGGGUCAAUACAGUACAAGGUUAAUACAGGACACAGCACUAACUGAACCCGAUAACAUUCACACUAUCCACACACCUUCAACUAUCAGAAUGUAUCCAAUACUUAUCUAGCAAUUGACAUUUGCUUCUAAGGACCCACUCACCACACACACACAGUGUGUGAACACAUGAGUUCAUAUUACCACCCGUACUUCUGAAUGGUGCAUUAAUGUUUGAUUGCCGCCCCCGUGCUGGAAGCACAGUCAGUCCUCACAGUAUAGUGGUUUUCUCAGCUUGUCAGAAACAUAUGAUAAGCCUGCCAUUCCUGUAGCAUCUCCUCAGCCCCUAUAGUGGAACCCAGGGUUAACAAGCCCACACUCCAUAGGACACACACUUGGAAACAGAUUAUUGUGGCUGAGGUGUGUUUAGCUGGUGUCCUGUCAGCAUGUAGACUUCCGUGGAAUAAUGUGGGAUAGAGCUGAACAAACAGACCCUAACCUGAACAGUGAUAGUCAGCUGUGUACAAGACAACAGGAGAGAAAAGUGGUGUGAUUACAGAGGCAGAGAAACUGCACUGUGAGGACUUCCUCUUAUACAGCAUGCUCUUAUUGACAGUAAAGGCUAGAUGGAUUGUGUUUUCGGGGAUGAUGUUAGUUCUUGUAACUAGCGAUGGGAAGAUGUGCCUGGAUACUUAGCAUAAUGCAGAUAUGAGAGGAAGGGAGGCAGCUUAGAGGCCAUGCUCUCUUUAUGAGACCUCUGGGUCUCAAAUGGAACCCUAUUCCCUUUAUAGUGCGCUACUUUUGACCAGAGUCCUAUGGAUCCUGUUCAAAAGUAGUACACUAAAUAGGGAAUAGGGUGUCAUUUGGCAUGUGUGAGUCCAGCAGGAAGGAGCUAUUUUAGCUGUGUAUAAUGAUUCUUGAUGUGUCACAGCAGUUCCUGUCUACCCUGCCAUCUGAAACCCCAAAUUGACACAUUGUAUGAUGUUCAGCACACACAUCCCCACACAAUCACACAUUCUCAAAUAGACACACUGACACCCACAGUUGUUCUCACAUCAGACAGAGGCACACUCGCCCUCCAACACACACAUGCACAUGCAUGCACAUGCACACCCCCACACACACUUUGACCAGAGUAAAAUGAGCACUGUAGUCAUCUCAGAUCUCCGGCAGGUUUGAUGUGGAGUUUCAGCCUGUUCACACUAGGUCAACAUGAUCUAGAGGACAGAGAGGACAGGAGGGGUAACAGAGGGUCAACAUGAUCUAGAGGGCAGAGGGGACAGGAGGGGUAACAGAGGGUCAACAUGAUCUAGAGGACAGAGAGGACAGGAGGGGUAACAGAGGGUCAACAUGAUCUAGAGGACAGAGAGGACAGGAGGGGUAACAGAGGGGCAACAUGAUCUAGAGGACAGAGAGGACAGGAGGGGUAACAGAGGGUCAACAUGAUCUAGAGGGCAGAGGGGACAGGAGGGGUAACAGAGGGUCAACAUGAUCUAGAGGACAGCGAGGACAGGAGGGGUAACAGAGGGUCAACAUGAUCUAGAGGACAGAGAGGACAGGAGGGGUAACAGAGGGCCAACAUGAUCUAGAGGACAGAGAGGACAGGAGGGGUAACAGAGGGCCAACAUGAUCUAGAGGGCAGAGGGGACAGGAGGGGUAACAGAGGGUCAACAUGAUCUAGAGGACAGAGAGGACAGGAGGGGUAACAGAGGGGCAACAUGAUCUAGAGGGCAGAGGGGACAGGAGGGGUAACAGAGGGGCAACCUGAUCUAGAGGGCAGAGGGGACAGGAGGGGUAACAGAGGGUCAACAUGAUCUAGAGGACAGAGAGAACAGGAGGGUUAACAGAGGGGCAACAUGAUCUAGAGGGCAGAGGGGACAGGAGGGGUAACAGAGGGUCAACAUGAUCUAGAGGACAGAGAGGACAUGAGGGGUAACAGAGGGGCAACAUGAUCUAGAGGGCAGAGGGGACAGGAGGGGUAACAGAGGGUCAACAUGAUCUAGAGGACAGAGAGGACAGGAGGGGUAACAGAGGGGCAACAUGAUCUAGAGGACAGAGAGGACAGGAGGGGUAACAGAGGGGCAACAUGAUCUAGAGGGCAGAGGGGACAGGAGGGGUAACAGAGGGGCAGCAUGAUCUAGAGGGCAGAGGGGACAGGAGGGGUAACAGAGGGGCAAGUAACACCUGUUACUUCACAUCUCUGGGCCUUGUAAGAGUGAGUUUAUUGGUAGUGUGGAAUAUACACCGAACAAAAAUAUAAACACAUCAUGUAAAGUGUUGGUCCCAUGUUUCAUGAGCUGAAAUAAAAGAUCCCAGAAAUAUUCCAUACUCACAAAAAGCUUAUUUCUCUCGAACUUUGUGCACAAGUGCAUUGACAUCCCUGUUAGUGAGCAUUUCUCCUGUGCCAAGAUAAUCCAUCCACCUGACAGGUGUGACAUAUCAAGAAGCUGAUUAAACAGCAUGAUCAC